Molecule: messenger RNA, 1374 nt
Organism: Durotheca rogersii
Lineage: Eukaryota; Fungi; Ascomycota; Sordariomycetes; Xylariales; Xylariaceae
Product: Septin-domain-containing protein
Exons: 3
Coding region: 1-1374 (457 amino acids)
Biological process (GO): cytoskeleton-dependent cytokinesis
Cellular component (GO): septin ring; cell division site; septin complex
Molecular function (GO): molecular adaptor activity; GTP binding; GTPase activity
Source: RefSeq, a predicted model, not a curated record
AUGCUAACGCGUGUUGUAGCAGCAGUAACCCCGACGAUAGCGUCGCCUACACCGACUGAUGGCAAGCCGUCCUCGCCCCAACUAUCGCCCGCGCCGACCUCGAGUUCUGACCUCAAGUCUACAGCUCCGGCUUCCGCUCCCGCUGCCAACGAUAGCAAGAACAUCGUGCGACGAAAACUCACCGGCUACGUUGGUUUUGCCAAUUUACCGAACCAAUGGCAUCGUAAGAGUGUCCGAAAGGGCUUUAACUUCAAUGUCAUGGUCGUUGGUGAAUCUGGCUUGGGCAAGUCCACUCUGGUCAACACGCUGUUUAACACGUCUCUAUACCCGCCCAAGGACCGAAAGGGACCGAGUCUUGACAUAAUACCUAAGACUGUCUCUAUCCAAUCCAUCAGUGCCGAUAUCGAGGAGGCGGGUGUCCGUCUACGGCUGACCGUUGUGGAUACUCCGGGCUUCGGAGACUUCGUGAACAACGACGAGUCGUGGAGACCCAUCAUUGACAACAUUGAACAGCGUUUCGAUGCCUAUUUGGACGCCGAGAACAAGGUCAACCGCAUGAACAUCGUCGACAAUCGUAUUCACGCUUGCGUCUUCUUCAUUCAACCCACUGGCCACUCCCUGAAGCCUCUUGAUAUCGAAGUUAUGCGUCGCCUGCACACCAAGGUCAACCUGAUUCCGGUUAUUGCGAAGUCCGAUACCCUCACCGACGAGGAGAUCGUCGGGUUCAAGUCUAGGAUUCUCGCCGAUAUCAAGCACCACGGCAUCCAGAUCUUCGAGGGCCCUCGUUACGAGCUGGAUGAUGAAGAGACAAUUGCCGAGAACAACGAGAUCAUGUCCAAGGUCCCCUUCGCCGUUGUCGGUGCCAACAACGAGAUCACCAACGCCGAUGGGCGCAAGGUUCGUGGUCGCCGAUACCCGUGGGGUGUUAUCGAGGUCGACAAUGAGGAGCACUGCGACUUCGUGAAGCUACGACAGAUGCUCAUUAGAACGCACAUGGAGGAGCUCAAGGAGCAUACGAACAAUGUCCUUUAUGAGAAUUACCGUACCGACAAGCUCACCGCGAUGGGCGUUGCUCAGGACCCGAGCGUAUUCAAGGAAGUCAACCCAGCUGUGAAGCAGGAGGAGGAACGCGCUCUCCACGAGCAGAAGCUUGCCAAGAUGGAAGCCGAAAUGAAGAUGGUGUUCCAGCAGAAGGUGGCCGAGAAGGAAAGCAAGCUGAAGCAGAGCGAAGAAGAGUUAUACGCCCGCCAUCGCGAGAUGAAGGAGCAGCUCGAGCGCCAGCGGUUGGAGCUGGAGGAGAAGAAGGCCAGAGUCGAGAGCGGACGGCCACUAGAGAAGGAGGGCAAGCGGAAAGGUUUCUCCCUACGGAAUUAA